Dictyostelium purpureum is the source of this 1515-nucleotide messenger RNA. RefSeq lists its product as uncharacterized. The transcript is spliced from 2 exons. The coding region runs from base 59 to 1426 and encodes 455 amino acids. Gene Ontology annotation, biological process: tricarboxylic acid cycle; succinyl-CoA metabolic process. Gene Ontology annotation, molecular function: succinate-CoA ligase (ADP-forming) activity. Gene Ontology annotation, cellular component: succinate-CoA ligase complex. Lineage: Eukaryota; Evosea; Eumycetozoa; Dictyosteliales; Dictyosteliaceae. The record is from RefSeq and is a predicted model, not a curated record.
CUUCUCUUUAAUAAUAAACCUUUAGUAAUAUACAUAAAUCAUAUAUAGUUUAUAAAGAAUGGCCAGAAAGAAAUUAAGAGAAUAUUCAACUAAAUAUAUCAUCAAAAACAAUUUCCCAUUAUUGUGCAAUGGAUCGAAAUUAAAUUUAAAAAUGAUUCAAGUAUCACCAAAUACACCAACUUUAUUAGAAUUAUCAAAAACAAUAGAUAAUAUUUGGGUAAAUAAUUCUAAAUUGGUAGUUAAACCAGAUAUGUUAUUUGGUAAAAGAGGAAAAAAUGGAUUGGUUUUAUUAAAUGCAACAUUGGAAGAAGCAGAUAAUUUUAUUAAAGAAAAGAUUAAUAAACCAGUUGAAAUUGGUGGAAAGAGUGGUUUAGUUACCCAUUUCAUUGUUGAACCAUUCGUUCCACAUACAGAAGAGUACUAUCUUUCAAUUACUGCUCAAAGAGAGUCAAAUAGAAUUUCAUUCUCAAAUUGUGGUGGUAUGGAAAUUGAAGAGAAUUGGGAUAAAGUAUCAACAUUAGAUAUCCCUUAUGGAGAAACCAUCGAUAAGGUAGAUUUACACACUUUAAUCGACUCAUCCGUAUUAAAUAGAGAAUAUGUUAUUGAAUUUAUUAGAAAUAUUUAUAAAUUAUUUAAUGAUUUAUCAUUCCACUUUAUUGAAAUGAAUCCAUUUACAUUGGAUCAUGAAGGUAAGCCAUAUCCAUUAGAUGCAAGAGGUGAAGUUGAUGAAUGUGCAGCUUUUAAAUGUGGUGGUAGAUGGUUAGUCGACGGUGAACCAGUACAAUUCCCACAACCAUUUGGUAGAAGUCUUUAUCCAGAAGAAACCUAUGUAAAUGAAUUGGAUGAAAAAACUGGUGCUUCGUUAAAACUUACACUUUUAAAUCCAACCGGUAGAAUUUGGGCAAUGGUAGCUGGUGGUGGUGCAUCCGUUAUAUAUGCUGAUACUGUUGCUGACAUGGGAUAUGGCCAUGAAUUGGGUAAUUAUGGUGAAUAUAGUGGUGAUCCAAAUGAGGAAGAUACUCAUAAAUAUGCCUGUACAAUCAUUAGUUUAGCUACAAGAAAUCCAGAUUCAAAACCAAGAGCAUUAUUAAUUGGUGGUGGUAUUGCAAAUUUCACCGAUGUUGCCGCUACAUUCAAAGGUAUUAUUAGAGCCAUAAAAGAAUAUCACCAAGAUAUUAUUAAAGCCAAUCUUUCACUUUUCGUAAGAAGAGGUGGUCCAAACUAUCAAUCUGGUCUUCAACACAUGAGAGAAAUUGGUCACAAGCUCCAUAUUCCAAUCAAAGUAUUUGGUCCUGAAGUAAAUAUGACAAGUAUCGUUGCUAUGGCCAUUCAACAUAUUAACAAUCCAAUCGCUAACCCAGUACCAAUCCACCAUUCAAAACCAACCAGUUUAACAAUGUCUCCAACUAUUAAUGGUGUUCAUUAAUUUACACAAAUAAAGGGGUGGGGUGAAAAUAAAUAAAUAGUAUAUAAAAAAUACUUUUUUUUUUUUUUUUCUCUAUUUUAUUAAAGCUU